GACCUCCAUUCAUUCUGCAAUCGCCCGCGUGCGCCCUCACGUGGAACCAGAGAAGGAACUGUUCUCCCCUUUUUAGACAUUCCCUGUUACAGUCUAAAAGCAAGAAUAGCGAACUCAAGGCUUCUGUAGUCCCACUCCAGCCCAGGUGGUGGAAGUAGUACACCUUAAUCUUGGUUUACCAGUCGCCAUUAAAUGGUAGAAAAGAAGAUCUGAAUAUUCCUCCAGUAGGCUGCUCUGAAAUAGGGGAAUUUCACAACAAAAACAAAGUUUUUUUCGUCGUUGAGUGAGAUUACCCUGGAUGGAGGAAUAUAGAGUAAUGGAAUCGGUUUGAGAAGAAUCUCCUCUUAAGAAUCUCCGGACAGGAUCCUCAGACCGUUGCUAUGGAUCUUGGGCCGUCGGUAAACUCUGACGGUAAUGAAGCAUUCCAGCUGCCAACACCAAAAGUAGAGUAUAUUAAAGAAGAGCAAUAUGAUCACAUGAUCACAUGUCAAGACGACGAGGAGGAGAAGCCGCUCACUGAGCUGUUCUGUAAAACUGAGUCUCUUGGUUCUAAUGAAGCAUCACAGACAACAGUGAAGUUUGAAGUGAAAUUAGAAGACAAUGAGGAUGAAGUAGACGACCAAGAGGAUGAUGAAGAAUACCAAGACGAUUCUCUUCAGGGAGACCCCGUGUCUCUGGCCCAGAUGAAGAGGGUAUCAGUGGUGCUGGUGGACUGCUGUAGACCACAAGGACGACGAGGGAAGGAGGAGGAGACGCAGAUGCUGACCAACAGAGAUGCACAUCAGAUCGAGACCAGUGCAUCAAAAUAUCCACACGGAACACAACAGAAUGAUGAACUCCUGCAUCUCCUAGAAGGACAUCAAUGUACCCAGUGUGGAAAAGCAUUUAAAAGGGCCACAGCUCUUAAUAUCCAUAUGCUUACUCACACUGGAGAGAAGCCUCAUCAAUGUGUCCAGUGUGGAAAAGCAUUUACUCAAAUGUCAAAGCUUAACCGUCACAUGCAUACUCACACUGGCGAGAAAGCUCAUCAAUGUGCCCAGUGUGGAAAAGGUUUUUAUCAAACAUCAACUCUUAAACGCCAUAUGCUUACUCACACUGGAGAGAAGGCUCAUCAAUGUGCCCAGUGUGGAAAAGGUUUUUAUGAAACAUCAUCUCUUAAAAACCAUAUGCUUACUCACACUGGAGAGAAGGCUCAUCAAUGUGCCCAGUGUGGAAAAGGUUUUUAUCAAACGUCAACUCUUAAACGCCAUAUGCUUACUCACACUGGAGAGAAGGCUCAUCAAUGUGCCCAGUGUGGAAAAGGUUUUUAUGAAACAUCAGCUCUUAAAAACCAUAUGCUUACUCACACUGGAGAGAAGGCUCAUCAAUGUGCCCAAUGUGGAAAAGGUUUUUAUCAAACAUCAACUCUUAAAAUCCAUAUGCUAACUCACACUGGAGAGAAGCCUCAUCGAUGUGUCCAGUGUGGAAAAGCAUUUACAGACAUGUCAAGUCUUAGGACCCAUAUGUUUACACAUACUGGAGAGAAGGCUCAUCAAUGUGCCCAGUGUGGAAAAGGUUUUUAUCGACCAUCAGCUCUUAAAAGCCAUAUGCUUACUCACACUGGAGAGAAGGCUCAUCAAUGUGCCCAGUGUGGAAAAUGUUUUUAUCAAACAUCAACUCUUAAAAGCCAUAUGCGAACACACACUGGCGAGAAGCCUCAUCAAUGUGCCCAGUGUGGAAAAGGUUUUUAUCAAACAUCAACUCUUAAAAUCCAUAUGCUUACUCACACUGGAGAGAAGCCUCAUAUAUGUGCCCAGUGUGGAAAAGGUUUUUAUCAAACAUCAACUCUUAAAAGCCAUAUGCUUACUCACACUGGAGAGAAGCCUCAUAUAUGUGCCCAGUGUGGAAAAGCAUUUACACAUAUGUCAAAUCUUAGGACCCAUAUGCUUACACACACUGGAGAGAAGGCUCAUCAAUGUGUCCAGUGUGGAAAAGGUUUUUAUCGACCAUCAGCUCUUAAAAGCCAUAUGCUUACUCACACUGGAGAGAAGCCUCAUCAAUGUGCCCAGUGUGGAAAAGCAUUUACACAAAUGUCAAAUCUUAGGACCCAUAUGCUUACUCACACUGGAGAGAAGCCUCAUCAAUGUGCCCAGUGUGGAAAAGCAUUUACACAAAUGUCAAGUCUUAGGACCCAUAUGCUUUCUCACACUGGAGAGAAGCCUCAUCAAUGAGCCCAGUGUGGAAAAGCAUUUGAAUGGACCACAACUCUUAAACACCACAUACUAAGACACACUGAAGAGACAGGUCAUAAAUGUGCCCCUUGUGGAAAUUGUUUUCUAUUUGCUUCAACUCUUAGAUCCCAUAUGCUUACACAUACGGGAGAGAAACCUCAUGAAUUGCGUUUCUAAUCCCGGUUCUAAUUACCCUGGAAAUUCAGAGUUCUCACGAGAGCACAAUGGAAUUAUCUCUGCGAGACACUCUGGCAAUGAGCAAUGAUGCACGUUACUUUUACCCCAACAUUUCGGGGAACCAGCUAAACUGAUGAAGACAG
Alosa alosa (allis shad) is the source of this 2530-nucleotide messenger RNA. Its product is annotated as gastrula zinc finger protein XlCGF57.1-like. The record is from RefSeq and is a predicted model, not a curated record. Gene Ontology annotation, biological process: regulation of transcription by RNA polymerase II. The transcript is spliced from 4 exons. Gene Ontology annotation, molecular function: DNA-binding transcription factor activity; RNA polymerase II cis-regulatory region sequence-specific DNA binding. Gene Ontology annotation, cellular component: nucleus. NCBI's taxonomy places the organism in Eukaryota, Metazoa, Chordata, Actinopteri, Clupeiformes, Clupeidae. Bases 381 to 2210 code for a protein of 609 amino acids.